CCCAGCAUCUAGGCGAUGGUCCUGAUGACAAGAUUCCUUGGAUUCAUGAUGUCACAGCUUGAGACCACCGCUGGGAGGUCGAUGAUUGGCUCCCUGGCCUUUGGAGGCUGCCCACUCUGGGAGGCUCAAGCCAAGAAUGGCUUGCCUUCCAGAGAUAUUUCCCCCCAGCUACCACCGAGUCAAAUCCGCACCUUCUCUCCUGGCUUAGCUGGCCCCGGGCAUCGGCUGCUUCGCUGCUCCAGGCCUAGAAGACCUUUGGACAUCCGCACCGUCUUCUUCCACCUGAGGCGCAGGUCUAAGAUGGAGAUUCUGGAUGAAUUUGACAAUGAGUCCCCGCUAUAUAUCUCUUUUUGCACGAGGGUCUCUCCCGAGGAAUUUGAACAGCAGUCCCUGAGUUAUACAGAGAAAUCCCUGCAGGACCUUUACAGAAGAAUGGAGCAAAAUCCAGGAAUUUGCGAGUCCAUUGUCAGGAAGAGGAAACAGCUGGAUCAGGAGGAAGCUGACCUGUUAUCCUGUUUGAAGGCCAAACUGUCUUUACUGUUUCACGGUGGCCACCCACUGGAAAUGGAGGAGAUGGAAGCAGAGGUGGAGCAGCUGAAACGGGAGAUGCAGAAGGCCAGUAACUAUGCUGUCGCUGCCAAGAGAGCUUCUCAGUGGCCGCUGGCAAGAAGGCCAAGGAAGAAUAUUCUACGGGGAAAAUUCUGCCCCUGCCAGACCAGGCCUCCUGAACCAACCACGCCCCCCAUGCCCAAAAUCUUUGGUCCUUACCCAACGCAGGCAGAGAGAUCAACAGACCUGAACAUGCCCUGGGGUGGCCUGUCGCCAAUCAAUCAGAAGAGGUGA
Molecule: messenger RNA, 843 nt
Organism: Pogona vitticeps (central bearded dragon)
Lineage: Eukaryota; Metazoa; Chordata; Lepidosauria; Squamata; Agamidae
Source: RefSeq, a predicted model, not a curated record